Messenger RNA from Danaus plexippus (monarch butterfly), 630 nucleotides. RefSeq lists its product as uncharacterized. The record is from RefSeq and is a predicted model, not a curated record. The transcript is spliced from 4 exons. The coding region runs from base 51 to 578 and encodes 175 amino acids. Lineage: Eukaryota; Metazoa; Arthropoda; Insecta; Lepidoptera; Nymphalidae.
UCUAGUUGGUUGAAUGUUGUAUAAAAUUUGAGACAUUCAAUUAUAUUGGUAUGUUAUUUAGAGAUAUGUUAAUAAGAAUCGCUCCAAAGACCUUCCUUUGCCGCUAUCCACUAAGUACAGGCGCUAUAUACAGUGCCACAGUUCUUAUAUGCGUCUCCGUAGUAUGUAUCUUGGCGCUUAUCACCCAAGUGAUAUUGAUGAAUAAUGACAAUUGCUCGUCACGGUUUGUAUGGAGGAAUGCGUACAGCUUCAGUAUCACUGGCGUCAUUUACACCGUAGUGAUGCUCGUCAUGCAUAUUUGGCUGAUUUGGGGAGUAAAGGAGAAAAAGGCAUCUGUAAUAUUAUCCUGGUUCGUCAUAACAGCUAUGUGGCUCUCACAAACAUUCUUUCUGCUUAUAAUAUUAAUAUGUAUUUAUAGUACAGAUGUUAAUUUUGUCGCUUGGGUUCUUUCAUUUAUAUUGGGUUUAAUAGCAAUAGGUAUAUUGACAUACUUCGUGUUGGUGGUUUAUGGUUUCUGGCUGGAACUGAAAACCGAGGAAAGGAAUAGGAAUUUGGCAGCUCAAAACAAUGAUCUCUAAUCGUAACCAUUGCAAAAAAAUAUUUCAUUAAUAUAAAAUAUAUACAAAGAGA